GAAGCUGCCUCCGCCAUCUUGGAGAUGGGAGACGGGCGAUGGCUGUGGUCCUUCUGCUAAUGCAAACAACAAAACGGGCACACUAGUCACCCCCGAGGGAGGCCACCAUCACUGUAACUGUUGGCCAAAGCUACAAAAGAAGCGAGGGAAUCCAACCGAGCGCAGCGACACUGAGAACAGCUUCCCCUGCCUUCUGCGGCGGCAGAAGUGAAGUGCCUGAGGACCGGAAGGAUGGUGCAGUCCUGCUCCGCCUACGGCUGCAAGAACCGCUACGACAAGGACAAGCCCGUUUCUUUCCACAAGUUUCCUCUUACUCGACCCAGUCUUUGUAAAGAAUGGGAGGCAGCUGUCAGAAGAAAAAACUUUAAACCCACCAAGUAUAGCAGUAUUUGUUCAGAGCACUUUACUCCAGACUGCUUUAAGAGAGAGUGCAACAACAAGUUACUGAAAGAGAAUGCUGUGCCCACAAUAUUUCUUUGUACUGAGCCACAUGACAAGAAAGAAGAUCUUCUGGAGCCACAGGAACAGCUUCCCCCACCUCCUUUACCGCCUCCUGUUUCCCAGGUUGAUGCUGCUAUUGGAUUACUAAUGCCGCCUCUUCAGACCCCUGUUAAUCUCUCAGUUUUCUGUGACCACAACUAUACUGUGGAGGAUACAAUGCACCAGCGGAAAAGGAUUCAUCAGCUAGAACAGCAAGUUGAAAAACUCAGAAAGAAGCUCAAGACCGCACAGCAGCGAUGCAGAAGGCAAGAACGGCAGCUUGAAAAAUUAAAGGAGGUUGUUCACUUCCAGAAAGAGAAAGACGACGUAUCAGAAAGAGGUUAUGUGAUUCUACCAAAUGACUACUUUGAAAUAGUUGAAGUACCAGCAUAAAAAAAUGAAAUGUGUAUUGAUUUCUAAUGGGGCAAUACCACAUAUCCUCCUCUAGCCUGUAAAGGAGUUUCAUUUAAAAAAAUAACAUUUGAUUACUUAUAUAAAAACAGUUCAGAAUAUUUUUUUAAAAAAAAUUCUAUAUAUACUGUAAAAUUAUAAAUUUUUUUGUUUGUAAUUUCAGGUUUUUUACAUUUUAACAAAAUAUUUUAAAAGUUAUAAACUAACCUCAGACCUCUAAUGUAAGUUGGUUUCAAGAUUGGGGAUUUUGGGGUUUUUUUUUAGUAUUUAUAGAAAUAAUGUAAAAAUAAAAAGUAAAGAGAAUGAGAACAGUGUGGUAAAAGGGUGAUUUCAGUUUAAAACUUAAAAUUAGUACUGUUUUAUUGAGAGAAUUUAGUUAUAUUUUAAAUCAGAAGUAUGGGUCAGAUCAUGGGACAUAACUUCUUAGAAUAUAUAUAUACAUAUGUACAUAUUCUCAUAUGUAAAGUCACAAGGUUCAUUUAUCUUUCUGAAUCAGUUAUCAAAGAUAAAUUGGCAAGUCAGUACUUAAGAAAAAAGAUUUGAUUAUCAUCACAGCAGAAAAAAGUCAUUGCAUAUCUGAUCAAUAACUUCAGAUUCUAAGAGUGGAUUUUUUUUUUUUACAUGGGCUCCUAUUUUUUCCCCUACUGUCUUGCAUUAUAAAAUUAGAAGUGUAUUUUCAGUGGAAGAAACAUUUUUCAAUAAAUAAAGUAAGGCAUUGUCAUCAAUGAAGUAAUUAAAACUGGGACCUGAUCUAUGAUACGCUUUUUUCUUUCAUUACACCCUAGCUGAAGGACAUCCAGUUCCCCAGCUGUAGUUAUGUAUCUGCCUUCAAGUCUCUGACAAAUGUGCUGUGUUAGUAGAGUUUGAUUUGUAUCAUAUGAUAAUCUUGCACUUGACUGAGUUGGGACAAGGCUUCACAUAAAAAAUUAUUUCUUCACUUUUAACACAAGUUAGAAAUUAUAUCCCAUUUAGUUAAGUGCGUGAUUUAUAUUCAGAACAACCUACUAUGUAGCGUUUAUUUUACUGAAUGUGGAGAUUUAAACACUGAGGUUUCUGUUCAAACUGUGAGUUCUGUUCUUUGUGAGAAAUUUUACAUAUAUUGGAAGUGAAAAUAUGUUCUGAGUAAACAAAUAUUGCUAUGGGAGUUAUCUUUUUAGAUUUAGAAUAACUGUUCCAAUGAUAAUUAUUACUUUUAUAUUUCAAAGUACACUAAGAUCGUUGAAGAGCAAUAGAACCUUUAAGACAGUAUUAAAGGUGUGAAACAAUGGCA
Homo sapiens (human) is the source of this 2161-nucleotide messenger RNA. It is a transcript of the gene THAP1, whose product is annotated as THAP domain containing 1. Gene Ontology annotation, cellular component: PML body; nucleoplasm. NCBI's taxonomy places the organism in Eukaryota, Metazoa, Chordata, Mammalia, Primates, Hominidae. The transcript has 3 exons. The record is from RefSeq and is marked reviewed. The coding region runs from base 232 to 873 and encodes 213 amino acids. Gene Ontology annotation, molecular function: sequence-specific DNA binding.